Trichoderma gamsii is the source of this 1812-nucleotide messenger RNA. RefSeq lists its product as hypothetical. The record is from RefSeq and is a predicted model, not a curated record. The coding region runs from base 1 to 1812 and encodes 603 amino acids. Gene Ontology annotation, cellular component: nucleolus. The transcript is spliced from 3 exons. Gene Ontology annotation, molecular function: GTP binding. NCBI's taxonomy places the organism in Eukaryota, Fungi, Ascomycota, Sordariomycetes, Hypocreales, Hypocreaceae.
AUGGGAACCGGAAAGAAGGAAGCCACCCGGCGCGUGCGCCAGGGUAAGACUGGAGAUGGGAUGGGCAAUGUUCGCGUCAAGGGCGAGAACUUCUAUCGCGAUGCGAAGAAGGUGAAGCUUGCGAACAUGUACAAGGAUGGCAAGGCUCAGAGAAACGCGGACGGGAAAAUCACAAAAGCUGCGAGCUUCCAGUCAAGAGACGUCCCCAACGCCCGAAUCGAGCCAAACCGCAAGUGGUUCACCAACACUCGCGUCGUCUCCCAGGACACCCUCACAGCCUUCCGUGAGGCCAUGGCUGAAAAGGCCAAGGACCCUUACCAGGUUCUGCUCAAGUCAAAUAAGCUUCCCAUGAGUCUUAUUCACGACGGAGGCAAGGACAACAACACCACCAAUGGCAUCAAGCAGCACAAGGCCAAGAUGACCAUUGAGACGUCCCCGUUUUCGGGUGUCUUUGGCCCCAAGGCUCAGCGCAAGCGUGUCAAGCUUUCGGUCAGCACUGUCAAUGACCUUGCUGAUGACACCGAGAAGAGCAUGGAGACGUAUGAGGAGCGCCUGGAGCACAACAGGCUUCUGAGUGGAAAUGGCGAGGAGCCCGAGUCACUUACUAUGGCUAUCGAACCUGUGUUUGAUAAGGGUCAGAGUAAGCGUAUUUGGAACGAGCUUUACAAGGUCAUUGACUCUUCGGAUGUGGUCAUCCACGUUCUUGACGCCAGAGAUCCUAUUGGAACUCGAUGCAGGAGUGUUGAGAAGUACCUCAAGGAAGAGGCACCUCACAAGCACCUCAUCUUUGUUCUCAACAAGUGUGACUUGGUUCCCACUAGCGUUGCUGCUGCCUGGGUACGAGCCCUCUCCAAAGAGGUUCCCACACUUGCUUUCCACGCAAGCAUCAACAACUCGUUCGGAAAAGGAUCUUUAAUCCAGCUACUGAGACAGUUCUCUGCUCUCCACACAGACAGGAAACAAAUCUCUGUCGGUCUGAUUGGUGGCCCGAACACUGGAAAGUCUUCCAUCAUCAACACCCUGUCCAAGAAGAAGGUCUGCACUGUGGCCCCUAUUCCUGGUGAGACUAAGGUGUGGCAAUACGUAAGCUUAAUGAAGCGUAUCUACCUUAUCGACUGCCCUGGUAUUGUGCCUCCAUCAAGCACUGAUACGCCAACCGAUCUCGUCCUGCGAGGCGUGGCGCGUGUUGAAAAGGUGGAGCACCCUGCGCAAUACAUUGACGCUCUACUGAGCCGCGUCAAGCAGAACCAUAUGGAGAAGACAUAUGACAUCAGGGGAUGGCGAAACGGAACAGAGCUUCUUGAGCUACUUGCUCGGAAAGGAGGCCGUCUGCUCCGCGGAGGAGAGCCUGACCUGGAUGGUGUAGCGAAAAUGGUGCUAAACGAUUUCAUGAGGGGCAAGAUCCCCUGGUUCACCCCAGCUCCUAAACUGAGUGAAGAGGAUGAGGAAGAGGGCAGUGGCAAUGUCAAUGGCCGCCGCGGCAAGCUGGGUGAGAUGCCUCGGAAGCGACCCGCUUCCGAGACAUUGGAUGACGCUGAAGAAGCCAACGCCGAAGUCCCCGGAAAAGAAGCUGACGGGGAUGAGUCCUCGAAGAGUGAAUUUGAGGGGUUGGGCAGCGACACUGAAGAGGCCUCUUCAAGAAAACCUUCUUUUGGUGCUACCAGUGGAGCUCAAAGCGAUGCUGAGAGCAACUCUGACGAUGUCUUGUCUGUUAACGACGUGAGUGAUGACGAUGCUUCCAAGGAAGCUACUCGCGUUACCCAAAUCUCAUCUGACAAGCCUGGUCGCUCCAACAAGCGACAGCGUCGUUGA